GAUUUGACUUAUGGAAACAUCAGGACCAUAAAUGAAAAGGAGGUCAAGACAUACACACAUCUGGAAUUUUUGUAAGUACCUAAAAUGAACCUUGAGCUCAGUUUACUCCUUAGGAACUGUUAAGCAACAAACCAUCAUCAGUCCACGGCUAAAACAACCGUAACAAAAAGUGAAUUCGCCCGCUUAUAUUUUUUCUCAAACUGUAAAAAACUAGCCUGCGAAAACAUCCGUUUCUCCACGCUCUUCGCCGCUAAGGACGUUUCGCGCGAAACGUCCCCAGCGGCGAAGAGCGAGGAGAAACGGAUGUUUUCGCAGGCUAGUAAAAAACUUAAACGAAUUUUUACUUGGAGUUGGAUAUUUCGAGCAGAAUCGAAGUUCAUAAUUAUAAUUCAUAAUCGUAUAUUCAUGUCCUCCGUAAAAGGUUUGAAAUUUUACUUCUUACUUGUCUAGAGAUAGAGGACGGUAAAAAAAGUGUGAUGUACGUGAAGAGUCUUUGUUUUGAUCAUUUAAAUUCAACUUUUUAAGUUGCUGUCAUAGCAUUGCCCCCAGAAUGCAAUAAAAUGUAAAUCUAACCGUCUUUUUCACAGAGCCCCUAUUUUGCUCGCGCCCCGCAAAUGUUCUGCGCGCUCGCACUCGCUCGUUCGAUCUCGCAGGCUCGCUCUCGCGCACUCGCCGACAACAAAACAACGCCUGUGUACACGCUAAAUCGUCUUCCCCUUUUAUGUGGUAGGUUCAUUAACCACAAUCCCCUGGACUGUGACCAUGCAACUACUUACACCCUGAAACACGUAGUGAUAGAGAUUAUGAAGCUGAAGUCUUUCCAUGGGCAUAAGAUAAAAUGUCUAAAUUUGAAAAGAUCCCCUUACGGAAUGGCAGGUAAGUAACCUCGAAAAGGAACAACAAGGACAGGGAUUUUGGGUUUUGACCGCGCAAAAAAUGGAACGACAGCCAAAAAAUGAAAGAGGGGGAGGGGAAGAGGAAGGAAGGAAACCCUUCUUUUCUUCCCCUCCUCUCUCUGCUCUUUCACUUGUGCCAUUUUUGCGCGGGCUUUGACUCUCGUUCCUCGUUUCUUUGCUUCCAAACUGUACGGAAAGGCUUGCUACGCAGGCUAAUUUAGCCACCAAAGCCUUUACUGUAUUUCGCGACCACUAUGGGAGAGGAAAUAAGAGAACAAAGGAACAAUACGAAAAAUGGGGUAUACUGCUGAAAUAUCCGUAAGACAAAUGAAGAAGAAGAAGAUUUCAUGAAUGUGUACGGCAUAUAAACUAUACCUGCCAACUCUCACGCCUUAGGCGUGAGUCUCACGCCUGCGGCUUGAAAACUUCGAUCUCACGCCGGCUCAAGCCUGCGGGCCAAUUUCUCACGCCUGAUUGAAAAAUGUGAGUUGUUGCCGUCCUGCUUUACACAAUUUCCAAAAAUAUGUUAAUUCAGACCCAUGUAAGGAACGAAAACCAUGUGUAAAAUAAAUAAAUGGCAAUACCUUCCUCGCGAUCUCUGAUUUUUGAAGUGAAAAGCACUGGGAGCGAGCUCGCCUUUGGCAGACUUCGGACGUCUUCGGGAAUAAAUAAAAAAUCCCAGCACUCAUUUUUAUAUCUCAGAAAAAGUUGGCAGGUAUAUAUAAACUCAUUUUUUAACUCUUUGACUGGUUGGAUUUUCUUGCGGUACUAAUUUUCAGCAGUCAAAAAGAGUUGCCUCUAGUCUAUCCCCUGAUUUUUACAAGCCCCAGUCCCAUGGAAGCUUUUGAACUAAUUUGGCGAGUACGUAACGUACUAUAGCUAAUAAUUCUAACUGCAAAAGCUUACUUCGAGUUAUUUCACAACAGCUAGUGGUAAAAAAGAUCAUGCCAGCAGUGUUACAAACGUUUCUAUUCACGGUUUCAUCGACCAUCAACCUCCUAACUUCAGGACACCCAGAACCGUGGCAGAGGUGUUGUUUACAACCUUUCUUGGAAUGAUGGCGGUGGUUGGCUGGAUGGUAGUGGUUUUUCUUUGCUGGGUGGCAGUGAAUUUUGUGUAAGUGAAUAUGCAACACUCAUUAAUUAUUUAUCAAGUUAUGACCAAUGCCUCAAUCUUUUGUCAAAUUCCCUAAUAUUCUGUUUACAAAUCGACAAAAAUAUUCGAUGGUCUACACUUUUAUUAACCGUAGAAAUGACGUCAAAAUGUUCAAAUCUCUGGUGGAACUACGAGCUGUAGGCGAGUUUUUUUUUUUACUGUAAAGCAGCUUAACUCAGUUUGUGACUUGUGAUGGGUUGAAGGAAAUUUGAAGCAUACUCUGAAUGACUAAUUUCUUCAAACGUAUUUUGGACACAUUUCGACAGCCUAAGAAAACAGCCGACAUUUCGCGACAGUCUGCACUGGUUUCCCCGCGAAAUGACGUCUGUGAAACUUGCGCCGAAAUUCCAUACUGAUGACCAUGCCUCUGAUUGGUCGUGCCGCGUGGGCUCCAGUCAAUCAGAAGCGCUACCCAGACCUUGAUAGUGACGCGUCAUCAGUAUAGAAUUUCUGCGGUCGUUUCUUUUCGCAGGGAGACCAGUGUUGGCUUCGCGAAAUGUGGACUGUUUUCUCAGUCUAACAUUUGGAUAAAACUUUUCUUUUUGCUCUGCAUUUUUAUCAGCUCUGCCAGGAAAAAACUUUCAGGCGCUCAAGAUCCGGUAAGUCAAAUGGAAGAGGGAACUGCGGCGGAAACUCAAUCACAAGACACAGCCGCUCAAGCGCUGAUUGAAGGUUUGAAGAGACAGAGACGGAACUCACAAGGUUUUCCAGAAAAUGCCAUUGUUAACUCAGAGGAUGAUGACGUCAUAGAGGAGGAAGAUUAUCUGAAGGAAAAAAUGAAGAAACAGAGACGCCAUUCUCAAGGCUAUGCAACUGAGGCUGUAUCCAGUGACGAGGAAUCCAAUAUGGUCGAAAUCAACUUGAACGAGGCCAGGAGCCCAUAA
This is a messenger RNA of Porites lobata, 2935 nucleotides long. The record is from the annotation of a GenBank genome assembly. Lineage: Eukaryota; Metazoa; Cnidaria; Anthozoa; Scleractinia; Poritidae.